UCUCGCAUCUUGUUGGUCGUGGUGGUCAUUCGCGUGGGCAGGCAGUCACUAGAAUGAGUUCAGCUGGAGCAGUAGUACCAUUAGCAGCAGGUGAUGCAUCAUUAGGUGGUGAAACUAUACAAAUGCAUCGCUCUAGCUCGAUGCCAGUGAAGCCCAAGCCCUUGGAAUCGAAACCAUUGGCACGCUCAUUGGAAAAGGAAACGGUCAAUGAGGUGGACUACUAUCCAGAGAGUCCUGGCUUUCGACGACGACGUCAUAAAUCCAAUCAAUUGGAAACGCGUAGUGAACAAAACUUUCCCUAUACAAAUGACUGGGCUGGUAGCACCAUUGAAUUAGCCCCUGAUGUUGCUGGUCCAUCCGGAGCUCCAGUCGAUUCGGAUGGCCUGCGUCGUAGUAUGCAUCGGGUUAUGGAGAAAAAUGGUCGUGAAAAUGUUGUCUUUCGCCGUAUACCAGAGAAAUCCUGGCGUUAUAUGCGUGAUGUUAUCACCACUCUGGUUGAAACGGAUUGGAAAUAUAUGCUGACCUUAUUCUUGGGAAGCUAUUUUGCCAGUUGGAUAUUUUUUGCCAUACUUUGUUAUGUUGUGGCUUAUUAUCAUGGGGAUUUCCUUUUCGAUACGAUAAACGGCGAUCGUUUGGGUGAGGGCAAAGAUCCUUGUAUCUUUGGGGUACGGACUUUUGUGGCCAUGCUGAUCUAUUCGAUUGAGACACAAACCACAUUGGGUUUCGGUGAGAAAUACGCCAGCGAGGAAUGCCCCGAAACAAUAUUUCUAUUCGUCAUGCAAAUGCUGUGCGCCGUGGCCAUUGAGGGAAGUAUGGUGAGUGUUAUCUAUGCCAAGACGGCACGGCCAGCCAAACAGAUGACGAAGCUCAAGUUCAGUGAUAAGGCAGUGAUUUGUUAUCGUGAUGGUAAAUUAUGUUUACUAUUCCGUGUCUGUGAUCCCAGGGAACAGCAAACAAUCGAGUCCAAGAUUCGAGUCUAUAUGAUUGUCGAUAAAAAAACCAUUGAGGGUGAAGUUAUUAAAACCCAUACAGAACUUAAAUUGGAAGGUAAUGGCGAGCAGUUGAUAGUUUGGCCCGAUCUGGUGUGUCAUUAUAUUGACGAAUCGAGUCCUUUGUAUCAUUUCAAGAAUGCAAAACAAUUCAAUGCUGGUCAAUUUGAGUUAUAUGUAUCCAUUGUGGGCACUUCACCGGCUACAGCUCAAAUGACCGAGGCGAAAACUUCCUUUGUUCCACGUGAAAUCUUUUGGGGUCAACGUUUUGUCAAUAUCAUCCAUUAUGAUGCCCUACAAGAGCACUAUAUGGUGGAUUAUGAGAAUUUCAAUACAACCAUUUCGGUUGACAUGCCCAUGAAGAUCACACAGCAAAUUGAAUUGCCCAAAAACAUUGAAAACCCAAAAUUGGAAUCGAAAAAAUGAAAUCAAAACGAAAAUUUAUUGUUUUUACUAUUAAUAGAAAAGUGCAUAAAUAAAGUUAUUGAUAAAUAUUUAA
This is a messenger RNA of Drosophila willistoni, 1488 nucleotides long. RefSeq names its product ATP-sensitive inward rectifier potassium channel 12 (gene Irk3). The transcript is spliced from 5 exons. The coding region runs from base 54 to 1415 and encodes 453 amino acids. Gene Ontology annotation, biological process: potassium ion import across plasma membrane; regulation of monoatomic ion transmembrane transport. Lineage: Eukaryota; Metazoa; Arthropoda; Insecta; Diptera; Drosophilidae. The record is from RefSeq and is a predicted model, not a curated record. Gene Ontology annotation, molecular function: inward rectifier potassium channel activity. Gene Ontology annotation, cellular component: plasma membrane.